This is a messenger RNA of Clupea harengus (Atlantic herring), 3213 nucleotides long. It is a transcript of the gene tp53i13, whose product is annotated as tumor protein p53 inducible protein 13. NCBI's taxonomy places the organism in Eukaryota, Metazoa, Chordata, Actinopteri, Clupeiformes, Clupeidae. The record is from RefSeq and is a predicted model, not a curated record. Gene Ontology annotation, cellular component: cytoplasm.
ACAUUUUCAGAAAUGUUCUUGAAAGGCAGAAAACAGUUGUUGUCUUGAUUUUUUUUACCUGGUGUAGCCUACAGCCGAUAAAAACCUUUCGGGUUUGUAUUAUGCAGUUCCUGCGUAUUCCCGCUAGUUUUAAGAGCCUCCAGCUCAGCGAUAAGGCCUGCCCCUUCCAUAGUUUACUAGUGGGUGGUAUCGAGAUGACAGAGAGGAAGUACAAAAUUACGUAGUUGCGUUAGCUACGUUCCCGACAUGUCCAGGGAUGUUGCACGUUUGUCCGCUUUAGUGCAAAUCUGUAAACACAGAAUGACCAGUAGCCUAUGAACAUUGCGAAGCGCCUGAACUCGAGAGAAGUUUGAUAGACUCUAGCUUCGGAUGAUAAUAAGCGCUAUUAAGCAUGGCAUAUCUUUUCUGGAUAUGUUUCAAAAUGAUUCAUUUCAGAGGCUUUUCUCAUCCUCACAGGUCCUUUGCCAGUUCCAAAUGCUUACAUCGACUAUAGGGUUAUAAGCGGGGUUUUUAUGGCGUGCUAAUGUCGAAUUAAAAUUUCGCAAAAGUUCGUUUAAGAAACUCAGAGCCAUGUUCAUACGAACCGAUUACUAUAGUCGUGGACCUAGCUUACCUAACCCAUUUUUAUUUAAUAAUUUUAGACAACAUCUUAAAUAGUUAGCCUUAUUCGGUAGCGACCCAGGGUACUGCUCCUCUAGCGUUUGGAAAUUUAGCGACUUAAUCUGUACUGCUAGAUGAAGUCAUUGUUUUAUUUUCUUAACUGGACUACGCUAUGACUCCACAAGUAGUAAUCCUGAUGACUGGACUCUGUUGGACAUGUUGCCAGUCAACGUUAGCUUGGCAGUUGUGUGACAAUGGCAAGUUUCAGGUGGGGCGAGAUUUGCCGCAUUUGGCUGGGUUACAUUGCUCUGAACCGCUCUUGAAAGAUUCGAGCCAGCAACUCCAUAUUGAUCAGAAGUAUUCACCACCUUUGCAGACCGCUAAGCAUGUCUGCAUGGACACACCCAUUUCGUAUAAUGCUACUAUUCCAAGCAGUGGAGAUCACAGGCCUGUGGGCGCUGAACCUGGUGUGUACCUGUACUGCCCACCUCAGCGCUGGCUCAACAAUCUUCAGCAUGGAGCCAUUGUAGUCCUGCAUCACCCUUGCGCUCCUGAUGGGCAGCGACGUCAUCUGGCUGCCCUGGCGCGUUCUUGUCUGCCUGGCUCCAUCAUGACGGCACACCCCUGGCUCAGUCCUCAGAGGCCUCUGGCAUUGGUCUCUUGGGGUCGAACCCUGGAGAUGUCUCAUGUGAGCGCCCCUAAGGUCUGUGACUGGUUAGUCUCGGUCUCUUCCAACCUCCAGCGGCACCGUAACCCAGACCAACGGAGACGAAAGGAGCGCUACAGCCUGCUAUUGACACACAGUGCCCCCCUGCACAAGCCAAAGGAAACUGCACAGGACACGCGUGCAACAACAUCCCAUAUUGAUUGGCUAAAGAGCCUUAGGACCUGUUGUGAGCAGACCCUCUCCCCUCACCAGGAUGAAGAGACCCAGGAGGGAGAGGAGGAUGAAGGAAGACGAAGACGAGAAAGGAGAGCUGUGCUUCGAGGGCAGGAGGAGGAUCAUCAGGACAGCUUGAAAACAGAGUUCCAUACACAGCUCCACAAUGAGACUGACCUCCACAGCCCCCAGUCCAGCAGAAUGAAUGAUACAGUCACACACGCUACAGGCGUCACACACGCUACAGGCGUCACACACGCUACAGGCGUCACACACGCUACAGGCGUGCUCGUGAACAGCACUGCAGAACCCCCAACAGCAACAGAACAGGCCAACCCAUCUAAGGACAGAAAGAACCAGGUGGGAGAAGGAGAACCAAAGAAGGAGGAGGCCCCCAGAACUGAGGAGCAAGGCUCCCAGAGAGGAGGAGGAGGAGGAGGAGGAGGAGGAGCAGAAGAACAGAGGAAGGUGACAGGGGGGUCAAGGACGAGAGGUCGUGUGCACUCCUGGCACAGUCACUCCCGCGGGCAGACGCACAGGAAAGCGGGCGAGAGCGGGGCGACGAGCCCCAGGCAGCGCGUGAGGGAGGACACGGAGGAGCAGCGGCGGCUGGGGGAGUUGGAGCGGGAGACUGAGGCCCCGGCGGGGGCCGGCAGGGGGGCGCUGGGGGACAGGCUGCCCACGGCACGCACAGACGAGGCGGUGUGGGCGGCGGCGGCGCUGGGCUUCCUGCUGGUGCUGCUCACGCUGUCGGUGCUGCACACGCGGCUCUACCGCCACUGGCGCACCACGCCCAGCCUGUACUGGCGCGACGGCACGCAGGACUACGACAGCGUGGCCGACGUGAUCCGGCGGAGGCUGAAACUGGCCGGCCGCAGGAAGAGAAGGGUUGCAGCUGGUCGCAGACAGGAGGCUCCCCUCAUACCCAACUCAAGCACAGAAGAAGAGUCAGACUAACGGCCUUCCUCCCCCCAUCUUCCUCCUUCGCCUCCUCCUCCUCUCUCUGCAUUGGCAGGGACUCCACUGAACUGAAAGAUGACCUCUUCUUCCAGAGCCCAAAGAGUGGUCCCUUUCAUAAAGACUUGCUCCAACACAUGUUUUGAAGCAGAGUGUGCAAUAUUUAGUAUUCUUCCACUGCAGCUCCUCACAGUCUUAAGUGACCUCAGUAUUUGAGUGUGGAAAAUGUUUGGAGCUUAAACAGUAUCCAGACUGACACGACCUGUUUUAUUAUAAACAGUACAGCAGUGGCAAAGGGGUCGCUACUCAGUGCUUUCUCUUUUGCCUAGCCGCCCGCCAUACUUUCAGUAGCGUAUAGCGCAGUGCAGAUACUGUACCAGUACAGUAACAGACAAUGAACUGAUUGGGUUUUGUGGACCCUGAGCUCCAAAGGUGUGGCCUUCUACCACUGCCACUGGUACAACUGUUUUAUUGCUUAUUUGUCAUAAGCACCUGCAACUCAUUGUUUUUUUUACAUAUAUUUAAUUGGUUGUGUUGCCACUUUUUUUGUAAUUUGUCUGGAUUAAAUUGUUUGUGUAAGGAAUGCCUGAUUAAGUUUGCUCCCUCUACAACAGCAGGGUAGUUGUUGGGGUCUGGCCCACAGGGUUUCGGGGCAAAAUCAGAUGAUCUAGCCCCUGGCUAUGUACUGUACAGGCAGUGUUCUUAAGGCAGCAGUAUGCAGCCAUUUUCCACUUUUUAAAGUAUGUUUUUUUUAUUAAAGGCAGUUGGUUUUGGUA